UGUUGCACCAUGCAAUAUCAUUUAAGGCUUAUAGUGAACAUUUUUGUCAUUACCUUAUUAGUUGGCAUCUUAGAGGGCAAUCAAAGUGGGAGUAAGACAGUCAAUGAACGUGAUAAGGAGAAAUUCUUGGCUAAUGCCCUGCAGGCUAUCAACGAAAUCGAAGUGCAAAGGCAAAUGGAAAAAGGAAAUCCAACUCCUGUCCCCCAGCAACGUCAGCGACUCAAUAGCAAACGUCUCAGAUGGCGCCAAAAUAACAGAUUUCUCCAAUGGCGACCCGAGAAGGAGAUUAAUGAGAAAGAUGUUGAUUCGAAGCAACAUAUAAUUACUUCAUCAUCAAUGUCUCAAAAUGUAAUUAUUCCGAAUGCUGAUUAUCUAAAUGUCAAGGAUUAUGCCCCAACAGAUCCACCUUGGUGGUUCAACUAAUUUGACGCAAUUUUUAGGUGACUAUUUUUUUCCAGUUCAUUAGUUAAUUACGGUUUAAGCAGAAAAAUAAAAU
Molecule: messenger RNA, 496 nt
Organism: Drosophila willistoni
Lineage: Eukaryota; Metazoa; Arthropoda; Insecta; Diptera; Drosophilidae
Exons: 1
Coding region: 10-423 (137 amino acids)
Source: RefSeq, a predicted model, not a curated record